UCGAGCCGUGUUAACAUUUCUCUCCGCGUCUCUCCGCGCUUCGCAUCAUCCUCGGCCUGGGUACCAAUAAAGAGUCGGCGACCGGUACCCCCGUUAGUAUUCGCGUGUUACUCGCGAUACGUGUUGCAAGUGGGGCUGCAAUUUCGUCUGUCGGUUAUUCGGAGCAAACAGCGUAAAGACAAGCUCCAAAACCAGCUUCCGAACGGAGUAACCAGUCUGUAUGACAUUCGACGCAAAGUACAUACUCGCAAUCAGACAGUACGACGCAAUAUUGCAAAACUGAACUUGACCUAUAUCUAGGAGACAUUGAAGCGGCUUAACGUGGAAGGAGUAAAUCAGAAGAAAAUUAAGAGAAUUGCAAACUUGAAGAUUUCACGGGGAUUUUGUCACGCUCUGUCAGAGAUACUUCAUUAAGGCAUGACGCAAGCAUGGUUGCUAGUCGGUUUUUUGACAUUGAGUGGCGGUCAGAUUAUUUAUCCGGAUCAAUAUGAAAUGAUGAAAAUAUCAACAGUUUCGCCUUAUGCUUAUACUAAUGGAGUACGUGCCUCAGGAAUACCCGCUGAACGUCCCGCGUUGCAAGCAGGUAGCAAUAGUCAGCCUGUUCAAGUUGAUCAACAAUUCAAUCAGCAAUCUGCUUCGAAAAUCAGCGAUGUGGGACCACCGGCAGUGCGUCCAUUAUAUCCUUCGACCACCCCGGUAUCUUUUCAACCAUCAAUACCGACUACUACUCCGGAACCUGUGUUGGCAGAUUGGAAUAAUCACGUGAACAAUAUAAUAUCCAGAGGAAUAAUGAAAUUCUCUUUGGAUUUGGACAAAGCGAUUUAUAAUACCAGAGGCACAUCGGUGGCUAGUCAUCGCGAGAACGUGAUCUUUUCGCCUCUCAGCAUAAGCGUUGCCUUAUUGUUAGUUCUUCUAGGUUCUGCAGGGAGAACUUUCGAUGAAGUUUCACGAGUGCUCGGCUUAGAGGCCGGUGUUGACAUAUCUCAAAACUCGGAAGUCGUUCACCAGAUGUUCGGCUUACUGCUGUCCACUGUGAAUUAUAGAGUCGAAGGUAGCAAUGGACCACGUGUGAAUUCCGCCAGUGGUAUCUUUGUUCAGAACGGAUAUCCGAUUCGUCCCGAAUUCAACGCGAUUAGCGGCAGAGUGUACAACAGUGAAGUGAUAAAUCUAGAUUUUCAAAGAAACGGCAGAGAAGCACGUGAAACAAUCAAUAAUUGGGUAAAACAACGAACGAUGGGAAAGAUAUCCAGUAUAUUGAACGAUACACCAAAUCCAAUGACCAGCGUAAUUCUCUUAUCAGCGCUCUACUUCAACGGAGAGUGGCAUCAGCAUUUCUUAGAGGGUCAAACAAGAAGAAAACAAUUUUUCAUCGAACCGAAUGAUGUAAUCAAUGUGGAUAUGAUGUAUAAUGGUGGUAAUUUCCCCUUUUAUGAGGACAAGACUGUGGGCGUUAAAAUACUGGCUUUACCCUACAAAGGUUUAGAGAUGUCUAUGUAUGUGCUUCUGCCGAAACUAGAAGGAGCUACUGCCUUGAAGAACUUUCGAGAGCAAUUAACGGCCGAAACUAUCGAGUAUUUAAUAAGUAAUCUCAAGAAUCAGACUUGUAUCAUUGGCCUGCCACGCAUGAAACUCUCGAGUACCUUGAGCUUAAACGGAGCGCUUCAAAACUUAGGUCUGCACUCAUUGUUUGAUCCGAAAUCCGCGGAUUUGAGUCUCUUAUCAGGUGGAUACGGUCAGGCAAUUCCGGCAAGUUCGGCAGCUGCGACGCAACAGUCAGUACCGGUGUCACCCUCGCCGAUUCCGCAAAUAUUACCACAACCAUUACCGCAAGCAUUAUCUCAAGUUUCCUCUGAGAGAUCGUCAAGUAGCAGAUCCAAUGACUACCUGAUCUUCUCGCGAAGUGGUGGAGAUAACAAUAACCAGAAUGUGGCCAACGGCGUGAGAAGAAACUACUUCAGGUACGAUGAUAAGCGAAGCGGCGUUAGCGUAGAGCAGUGGGAUACAGGUUUUUACAUUCGCACAAUUCGUAGAACACGUCGCAACGUUGUGGAUAGAAGACAGCGUGACGAUGCCAUAUUAUCGCGAGGGGCAUAUGUCACAGAGAACGAUAAUCCUGGAAAAAUUAAACCGGAACUUAACGAUGAGAAUACGAAAUACGUCAGCUUGGAGGAGAAUAAGUAUCGUUUCCGACAUGUCGAAAAGGAGACCAAGACGAAAAACAGAACAAAACGACAGAGCCGACCCAUGGAUGAGAGUUUUCUGAGAUUUCUUCAAAGUAAGAAUUUCUCGUCUUAUGGCCUGGAUAAUCUCCGAAACAGUGCGAAUCUCGUGAAUCCGGGUUUGUUCGCCGAUGAAGUGCUGCACAAGGUGGAGAUGGAUGUGACGGAGAAAGGAACAGAGGCCGCAGCGGCGACUGGAGUAAUUCUGGAGCGAGAUGGCAAUCAAAAGAGGCUGGUGGCUAAUCGACCCUUCCUCUUCUUUAUCAGGCAUGAUUCCACGAAGCUCAUUCUUUUCUGGGGAACCGUCAACACACCGACUCCGAAUUACGCCGUUGUUAGAUGAGAUGAGCUGUGAACGAUUUUUCUAGAUAUAGAGUUUGCUUUUCUCGGAUAAUUCGUACGCGUAUUAAUAUUUUUUGUAUAUUUAUAUACUUGUCUCUCGAUUCAAACAAAUAUGAUUGUCUUUUUUUUUAAAUUACAUUUUACAUCAUUAUAAUAUGAUUUCCAUACAACUCAACGCGAUAGCAUCGAGUAUAGCGUUGCAAUUGUUCUAUUUUAUUUUUUAUUUUUUUAUUCUGCGUUUGUAAUGCGCCCCUCGCUUUGUAUGCCAAUUGAGAUGUAUAAGCAUACUCUCUUACAUGACAUAAGUAUAGUUCAGUUUUGAUAUGAUUUACAAAUGAUAAAAACUAUCUUAUUGUAGAGUGAUAUCAUUAUUUGACGAAAUUAAAUAUAAUUGCACUAAUUUAUUUACUAUUAUAUUUAGUAAUUUCUCUUACACGAAUAAGCUGAUACUUUAUGCUUAUAAUAUUUGAAACUUGUCCGAAAUAUUUGUGACAUGUAACGUUCGUGAUUAGUCAGCCUGUAUUGUUAUUUAGGCAUAAGCCGUUGCAGUCGUGUCCUACAAGUAGUCGUGUAUUGUUGUUCGCCGCCUCGCGUCGGUUCGAAAUCGGGGCUUACCAACGGUUCCCCAUAAUCCAGCUCGUGCAAAGAUAAUCCGUUACGCAAUACUAUCAGGCGAUUGUUGCAUCGUGUUAAUUAUUAAUGAUCUUAAUCAUUAGGUUAUUCUUGGUAUAAACUUAUUAUUAUAUCGCCUGUUCGAAUUGACAGUCAUGUUUAACAAUGUUGGGCAGAAAAAUCCUACUAAUCAAACGAUACCUGAUUUUAGCUUCAUGAACAUUAAUAAUUUUUGGCAAUGGCCUCAUUACGUUCACGAACCUCCAUACGUUAUAUCACCAUAUGAUGUGAGAUCUCAGAUAUGGGUACGCAAUGGCUCACUACCACCAAACUUACCGUUUCCAUUUCCUAAUAGUAAGUACAUACAUAGAUUAAUUAUUGUGCGAUUAAUCAUUUAUUUUGCAAUAGUUGUAAUUGUUUUAUGGCAAUUGUGUUUUAUUCGUUUCACAAGGAAUAAACCUUUAAUUUUGUAAAACAA
Linepithema humile (Argentine ant) is the source of this 3651-nucleotide messenger RNA. Its product is annotated as serine protease inhibitor 28Dc. Gene Ontology annotation, molecular function: serine-type endopeptidase inhibitor activity. Lineage: Eukaryota; Metazoa; Arthropoda; Insecta; Hymenoptera; Formicidae. The record is from RefSeq and is a predicted model, not a curated record.